CAAACUUGCUCAAGAAGUUGUUAGUUGGUGUAUCGUAGAAUAUACAGCAGCGUUCGUACAGAAUCAUAUCCCACUACCGCGCGAAUUGUCUCUCUCCAAUAGUACAUAACCGCUUGAUGCAGCAGCCACCAUAACUGCAUUCCACUCACAACAAAUUUUCUAUUCCAUUUCCUUUCAUUCUAACACUCAAAAGUCCAAAAUGCCCUCCAUCGUCGACCGUGAAAGCUUUAACACUCACGACGUUUACACCGUUAACUUGCACGGAAACGAAAUCAAAGUAACCGUCACCGCCGUUGCUUCCGUUGUCAGAAAGUGGAUUUUCACCACGCUUUUUUUCAACCGCCGCGACCUACAGCGAAACCGUCUCGUCGUCGGUCUCGGCGUUCAAUGGACUCCCGGCGGCAGGGAUCCUCCAGCUGAUACUUUACAGCUCUGCGUCGGUCGCCGAUGCUUAAUCUUCCAACUAGCUCACGCUACCUACGUUCCAAAGAGCCUCCGGAACUUUCUUCUGAAUCGUAACCACACAUUUGUAGGUUUUUGGAACCAUUCCGAUCGCCGGAAGUUGAAGACGUCGGAUCAACGAUUCGAGAUGUACAGAGAUCCGUUGGAUCUGAGGCUUUACGGUGAAGCAGAGGCUGAAGAUGAUGAUGAUGAUGAAGACCUAGCUCGUGCUUCGGUGGAUGAAAUCGUUGAGAAAUGUCUCGGUUAUGAAAUUGAACAGAGUGGUGAAAUUGGAAGAAGUGAUUGGGAUGAUGAAGUUCUGAGCGAUGAACAAGUUGUUUAUGCGAGUGUUGAUGCUUACUGUGCUUUCCGCAUUGGGAAGAAUGUCAAAGCUUGGAGGUUUACGCGAUGAAAAUUGAAAAAUGCAUAUUCAGAAUCAUUCGCAGCUCAUAGCAAUGGAGUUUGGAUUAAUACUAUAAUGGUACGGUUAAUUGAUUUUGCUUGUAAAUUUCUUAGGUGAUGAAACUGCUUAUGCUUUAAUAGUUUAUUUCUUCAGUUUAAUCUUGUUUUUAAUUUUUGUUUCUAAAAUGGUGAUUUGAUAGUACUGUACGUAAUGGUCUAGUAGCUAUUUCCCUAGUAACAUGUAGCUAAUGGUAAUGGUGUGAUCUUGCAUUCACUAUUUUGCAUACAUUUCAAUCAAUCAA
This is a messenger RNA of Trifolium pratense (red clover), 1145 nucleotides long. Its product is annotated as exonuclease mut-7 homolog. The transcript has a single exon. The record is from RefSeq and is a predicted model, not a curated record. Gene Ontology annotation, molecular function: 3'-5' exonuclease activity; nucleic acid binding. Lineage: Eukaryota; Viridiplantae; Streptophyta; Magnoliopsida; Fabales; Fabaceae. Gene Ontology annotation, cellular component: nucleus; cytoplasm. Gene Ontology annotation, biological process: nucleobase-containing compound metabolic process. The coding region runs from base 200 to 853 and encodes 217 amino acids.